Cucurbita maxima (winter squash) is the source of this 3568-nucleotide messenger RNA. Its product is annotated as glycine-rich cell wall structural protein 1.8-like. NCBI's taxonomy places the organism in Eukaryota, Viridiplantae, Streptophyta, Magnoliopsida, Cucurbitales, Cucurbitaceae. Bases 16 to 3378 code for a protein of 1120 amino acids. The record is from RefSeq and is a predicted model, not a curated record. The transcript has 19 exons.
UUCAACCAUUCCCAAAUGGCUUCUCAUAAACGCCUUUCUUCUUUUAUCUUUUUUCUUUUAUUAGGAAUUGGGGUUUCUUCUGCAGCCAGAAAUCUCUUAACUUAUGGUGAAGGAAAGCCGGUUAACAUUCCGGCAUUUGCUUAUGGUGCAGGCGGUGGUGCAGGCGCUGGUAGUGGUGGUGGGUAUGGCUCUCUUGGUGGUUAUGGCGGUGGUGGAGGAAAUGGAGGCGGUAGUGGCUAUGGUUCUGUAGGUGAAUAUGGUGUUGGUGGCUAUGGAAGUGGUGGCGGUGGAGGAAGUGGUGAGGGAGGUGGGUAUGGCCCGGGAGGUGGAAAUGGAUAUGGUGGAGGUGGAGGAAGUGGCGGUGGAGGUGGUUAUGGUUCUGGGGUUAGAUAUGGUGAAGUUGGAUAUGGCUCUGGAGGUUCAGGGUAUGGUGGAGGUAGCGGAGGCGGUGCUGGGUAUGGUCCUGGAGGUGGAGGGUAUGGAGGUGGCGGUGGAAAUGGAGGUGGGGCUGGGUAUGGUCCUGGAGGUUCUGGAUAUGGAGGAGGUGGUGGAAAUGGCGGUGGUGCAGGGUAUGGUCAUGAGGGUGGUGGUUAUGGUGGGGGUGGCGGAAAUGGCGGAGGGGCAGGGUAUGGUCAUGAGGGUGGUGGAUAUGGAGGGGGCGGUGGAAAUGGCGGUGGGGCAGGGUAUGGUCAUGAAGGUGGUGGUGGAUAUGGUGGGGGUGGCGGAAAUGGCGGUGGGGCAGGGUAUGGUCAUGAAGGUGGUGGUGGAUAUGGAGGUGGAGGUGGAAAUGGCGGUGGGGCAGGGUAUGGUCAUGAGGGUGGUGGAUACGGAGGGGGUGGUGGGAAUGGUGGUGGCGCAGGGUACGGUCAUGAAGGUGGUGGAUACGGUGGGGGUGGUGGAAAUGGUGGUGGGGCAGGGUAUGGUCAUGAAGGUGGUGGAUACGGCGGGGGUGGCGGAAAUGGCGGUGGGGCAGGGUAUGGUUCUGGCGGUGCUGGGUCUGGCGCUGGAGGAGGAGAAGGGGGAGGUUCAGGGUAUGGUGGAGAACAUGGAGCAGGCUACGGUAGUGGUGGUGGAGGUGGAAAUGGCGGCGGUGGAGGUGUAGGAUAUGGGCCAGGAGGAGAAUAUGGGUCAGGUUAUGGAAGCGGAGCAGGUGGGGGUCAUGGUGGAGGAGGAGGAGGAAGUAGUGGUGGAGGAAGCGGUGGAGGUGGUGGAGGAGGGUCGGGAUACGGCUUAAAUAAACACGAGGAAUACGAUAAAGAUAAACACGAGGGAUACGAUGGAGGAAACUAUGGGGGAUAUGACGGAGGUAAGCAUGAGAAAUAUGGCAGAGGAAACUACAGGGGAUAUGGCAGAGGUAAAUACGAGGAAUACAAUGGAGGAAACUACGGGGGAUACGACGGAGGUAAACACGAGGAAUACGACAAAGAUAAACAUGAAGGAUACGAUGGAGGGAACUAUGGAGGAUACGACGGAGGUAAACACGAGGAAUACGAAAAAGAUAAACCCGAGGGAUAUGAUGGAGGAAAAUAUGGGGGAUACAACGGAGGUAAACACGAGGAAUACGACAAAGAUAAACACGAAGGAUACGAUGGAGGAAACUAUGGAGGAUACAACGGAGGUAAACACGAGGAAUACGAUAAAGAUAAACACGAGAGAUACGAUGGAGGAAACUAUGGGGGAUACGACGGAGGUAAACACGAGGAAUACGACAAAGAUAAACACGAGGGAUACGAUGGAGGAAACUAUGGGGGAUACAACGGAGGAAACUAUGGGGCAUACAACGGAGGUAAACACGAGGAAUACGACAAAGAUAAACACGAGGGAUAUGAUCGAGGAAACUAUGGGUCAUACAGCGGAGGUAAACAUGAGGAAUACGACAAAGAUAAACACGAGGGAUACGAUAGAGGAAACUAUGGGGGAUAUGGUGAAAGUAAGCAUGAGAAAUACGACGGAGGAAAGUACGGGGGAUAUGACAGAGGAAAACACGAGGGAUAUGAUGGUGGAAACUAUGGGGGAUAUGGCAGAGGUAGACACGAAGGAUACGAUGGCGGAAACUAUGGGGGAUACGGUGGAGGUAAGCAUGAGGAAUACGGCAAAGAUAAACACGAGGGAUAUGAUGGAAGAAACUAUGGAGGAUACUAUGUAGGUAAGUAUGAGGAAUACGGCGGAGGCAAACACGAGGAAUACGACAGAGAUAAACACGAGGGAUACGGUGGAGGAAACUAUGGAGGAUACGGCGGAAGUAAACACGAGGAAUACGGCAGAGAAAAACACGAUGAAUACGGCAAAGAUAAACACGAGGGAUACGGUGGAGGAAACUAUGGAGGAUACGGCGGAGGUAAACAUGAGGAAUACUGCAGAGGAAACUAUGGAGGAUACAGUGGAGGUAAGCAUGAGGAAUACCGUGGAGGUAAGCAUGAUGAAUACGACAGAGGUAAACACGAGGGAUACGAUGGAGGAAACUACGGGAGAUAUGACGGAGGUAAGCAUGAGGAAUACGGCAGAGGUAAACACGAGAGAUACGAUGGAGGAAACUAUGGGGGAUACGGCGGAGGUAAGCACGAGGGAUAUGAUGUUGGAAACUACGGGGGAUACGGCGGAGGUAAACACGAGGGAUACGAUGGAGGAAACUAUGGGGGAUACGGCGGAGGUAAGCACGAGGAAUAUGACAGAGGUAAACACGAGGAAUACGAUAGAGGAAACUAUGGGGGAUACGGCGAAGGAAACUAUGGGGGAUACGGUGGAGGUAAGCACGAGGAAUAUGACAGAGGUAAACACGAGGAAUACGAUAGAGGAAACUAUGGGGGAUACGACGGAGGUAAGCAUGAGGAAUACGAUAGAGGUAAACACGAGGAAUACGAUAGAGGAAACUAUGGGGGAUACGGCAGAGAUAAGCAUGAGGAAUACGGCAGAGGAAACUAUGGAGGAUACGGCGGAGCUAAGCAUGAGGAAUACGACGGAGGUAAACAUGUGGAAUACGGCAGAGGAAACUAUGGAGGAUACGGUAGAGGAAAACACGAGGGAUAUUAUGGUGGAAACUAUGGGAGAUACGACGGAGGUAAGCACGAGGAAUACGGCAAAGAUAAACACGAGGGAUACGACGGAAGAAACUAUGGAGGAUACGGUGGAGGAAACUAUGGGGGAUAUGGCGGAUAUAAACAUGAGGAAUACGGUGGAAGUAAACACGAGGAAUACGACAAAUAUAAACACGAAGGAUACGAUGGAAGAAACUAUGGGGGAUACGGUGGAGAUAAGCAUGAGGAAUAUGAUAAAUAUAAACACGACGGAUACGAUGGAAGAAACUAUGGGGGAUAUGGCGGAGGUAAGCAUGAGGAGUACGGCGAACACGGCGAUGGCCACAGUGGGUAUGCACCAUGAGAAACACGUUUUCAGCACUACCAUAUGAACAUAUAGUAAAUAAUAUCAUGAAGGAAUAAAAAGGAGCAUCCAUGUUCAAAAUAAAAUAAAUAACAAAGAUGGGGAAUGGUUACCAUAUUGGGAUGUUCAAAUGUGAGCUCUUGUUGUACUUUCUCUUGGAAUAAAUAAAUAAGAGCUUUUUUUAAUCUUA